This is a messenger RNA of Ceratina calcarata, 752 nucleotides long. Its product is annotated as cytochrome c oxidase subunit 4 isoform 1, mitochondrial. Gene Ontology annotation, biological process: mitochondrial electron transport, cytochrome c to oxygen. Gene Ontology annotation, cellular component: respiratory chain complex IV. The transcript is spliced from 4 exons. NCBI's taxonomy places the organism in Eukaryota, Metazoa, Arthropoda, Insecta, Hymenoptera, Apidae. The record is from RefSeq and is a predicted model, not a curated record. The coding region runs from base 114 to 620 and encodes 168 amino acids.
AAUAUAAACUUGUAUGUAUUUGUGCACACUAUUUAUUGAGCACUGAGUAGAAACCCGUUCUUGCAGUAGCCAUCUUUCUUCUCUUAUAAUCGAAAUCGGCGAGCGAAUCAAAAAUGGCAAAUAGGAUUUUAAUUUCAUAUUUGCGACAAAGUGUCCCAAUGGGUGUUCGUGGGAUGACAUCGUUACCCGAGACCAUGAACAGAAUUGGGAAUAGGGACAUAGUGGGUCACGGAUACAAUGGAGAACCAACUUACUUGGAUAGAGCCGAUUUCCCGAUGCCUGCAAUUCGUUUCAAGCCAAACACACCGGACGUAAUGGCAUUAAGAGAAAAAGAGAAGGGUGACUGGAAAAAGUUGUCAAUUGAAGAAAAGAAAACACUGUACAGAGCGAGCUAUCGUCAAACGUUUAGUGAAUUCCAGGCACCUACAGGAGACACGAGGGCAACUUUUGGAUUAGCUCUAAUAGGUGUUUCGUUUAGUAUUUGGGUAGUCUAUUUCCUUAAAACGUUUGCAUAUCCACCAUUACCGAUAACCUUUGACGAGGAACAUAGACUUGCACAAUUGGAACGUAUGCAAAUACUUGAAGCUAAUCCUAUAACUGGACUUACUUCUAAAAAGUGAAUUUAAUUUACUUAUGGUUACAAAUAUAGCCAGAAAUAUGCUCCGCUAUACAGUAACAGGUCAAUGAAAAUGUUCUGUAUAAAGCCUGUAGGAAAAGUGUUUAAUAAAUUAAAUAUUACUAUUAAAUAAAAA